CUGAAGCACACUACAGGCGCGCGUGCGGACGGAGCUGCGGCUGCAGUCUGUAAAAUCGUUUCAUUGCCGUUCGGACGAAGACGCGCACGCGUAUACUUCACGUUUAAAGCUCGGAAAGGCCAUUUAUUUUCCGCCUCGUUCUGAAAGCCUCUCGUGCAUGAGCGACUGUUGAUCCACCCGGUUAAUGCAACUCGCGCUCUGUUACCAGGCAGUGGCGGGACGCGCGAGCUCACAUUUUCUCUGAGGAGUUUCGGUGAUUUGAGUUAUUUCAUUAUUAAGAUCAGGUUUAAAUCACCGCAUAGGUGUGCUGGUUUAGGUAGUUCAGGUGCGUCUCUGUUGGUUAAGUUAUUGGGUUGUUGCGGUUUAUUCAGGGGGAAAUCAGAUCGAGUUAGUAAUGGUGUAAAUCUCAGCACAAGUUUGUUGGGUUUUGUUUACUUACUGCAGGUUUGUUUGGCUAAGUUUAAUGUUGAGGUGUAAAUCAGGUUAAAGUUAGAUGUGCUGGUCGGAAUUAGUUUAGUUAAGGUUUAAAUCACUGCACUGAAAUGUUUAGGACAUUUGCAAAGUCAUUCAUGGUGAGUUAGUUCAGCUCUGGAAAUCGAGUUAGGAAAUCGCAGGUUUGUUGGGUUAGGUUUGGUUUAGUUCGGGUUUAAAUCACAAGUGUGUUCGGUUGGAGUAGUGGUAAUUAGCUCUAAAUCACAGCAUAUAUGUGUUAUGUUAGGGUUAAUAGUUCAGGUUGAACUCACAGGUUUGUUAGGUUUAGUUCGGGUUUAAAUCACAGGUGUGUCACUGCUGUGAUGGCUAAAGGCGAGUGGAAGAGAUCAGGCACGGAUGAGGUCCCGUUAACCGGCCGCACGGAUUGUGAGGUGUUUGAUGACGGAACCAACACGUUCUUUUGGAGGGCACAUACCCUAACAGUGCUGUUCAUUCUCACCUGCGCUCUAGUUUAUGUAACACUAUUGGAAGAGACGCCACAUGACACAGCAUACAACACUAAAAGAGGAAUCGUGGCCAGUAUUCUGGUAUUCCUUUGUUUUGGAGUGACACAAGCUAAAGAUGGUCCCUUUACACGGCCUCACCCAGCAUACUGGCGUUUCUGGCUAUGUGUUUCUGUCGUGUAUGAGCUCUUCCUCAUCUUCAUCCUCUUCCAGACUGUACAUGAUGGCAGACAGUUCAUGAAAUACAUUGACCCAAAAUUGGGCGUCCCACUUCCAGAAAGAGAUUAUGGGGGAAACUGUCUCAUUUAUGACCCUGGAAAUGCUGCCGACCCCUUCCACAAUAUCUGGGAUAAAAUGGAUGGAUUUGUUCCAGCCCAUUUUCUCGGCUGGUACAUUAAGACGCUGAUGAUCCGGGACUGGUGGAUGUGUAUGAUCAUCAGUGUGAUGUUUGAGUUUCUGGAGUACAGCCUCGAACACCAACUACCCAAUUUCUCAGAGUGCUGGUGGGAUCAUUGGAUCAUGGAUGUGUUGUUGUGUAAUGGGCUUGGCAUUUACUGUGGCAUGAAGACACUCGGCUGGCUCUCCAUGAAGCCGUAUCAGUGGCAGGGCCUCUGGAAUAUCCCAACAUACAAAGGAAAAAUUAAGCGUAUUGCCUUCCAGUUUACCCCGUACAGUUGGGCUAAGUUUGAAUGGCGUCCUGCGUCUGACCUGCGGAGGUGGUUGGCAGUGCUGGGCAUCAUCUUCAUGUUCUUGUUGGCAGAACUGAAUACGUUUUAUCUGAAGUUUGUGUUGUGGAUGCCUCCGGAGCAUUAUCUGGUGCUUUUGCGGCUCGUCUUCUUCGUGAAUGUGGGCGGAGUGGCGAUGCGAGAGAUCUACGACUUUAUGGACGAUCCGAAAUUCCAUAAGAAGUUGGGGCAGCAGGCGUGGAUCGUGGCAACCAUCACUGUUACAGAGUUUCUGAUUGUGGUCAAAUACGAUCCUAAGACUAUCAUGUUGCCAAUCCCCUUCUUCGUCACACAGUGCUGGAUACUGGGAAUCGUCCUGAUACUCAUUUGGACCUUGUGGCGGUUCUUCAUCCGUGACAUCACACUCCGCUACAAAGAAACGCGGCGCCGCAAGCAGGAAGGGUCUGUGGAGUGGGAAAGAGCCCGAGCGAACACCGAAAGCAAUAGCGGCAAUCCAGCCACAUCAGGCCGCAGCAAACUAAACGGCAACACGGACACAGUACGACACAGGAAGUCAUGAAUAACCAUUCAACCACAUAAACAAACAGCUGCGGGCUGCACAUCGCGACUAAACACACAUUAGCGUAUAAAUAUGUGUUUUUGUUUGUAACCCCCUGUUCAGAUCAUACCAACGCCCACAGUGUUUGUUGAGCGACGUCCAGAUGUGUUGAUGCCAAUUGUUUUCUCUCCUGAGUAGGAGGGUUGUACUAUAUUUAGAAAAGAAAAUCUCUAUAGCUGUUACAUUGGUGAGGCGAUUGGGUUCUGGUUCCACUAUUUCUCCUGUUUUGGGGUUAUUUUUGUUGAUUUGGUGCUAUGCUGGAUGACACAUUUUGACAUAUUUGGAACACUAGUGAACUAAAGGUGGAGGAAGUGCACAUAUAGCCAUCAAUUAAUAUUUAUUUUUUUCUUUUUUCGGUUUAUUUAAGGAGAACAUAAUUUUAUGCGCAGCACAUCUGACGGCUACACACAAACGUACAGCAAUAUGAAAUAUCUGAACUCUUGCAUAAGCCAUGACACUAUUAAAAAGCUUUUGAUGUAAUGUAAUAAUAUAAUAACUAAUCCGAUCUGUUCUAGGAUGGUAAAGGAGGUUAGUGUGCCAGUUAUACGUGAAUGCCACACACACUCAGAAGAGAGAACAAUCCUUCUGACCUUUUUAAGAUAGGUCAAUGCCAAGACUGGACCAAAAUCUAACAACUUUUCAUUAUCUGUUUGCAUGCAUGAAUGUGUGUGUGUGUGUGUGUGUGUGUGUGUGACCAUAAUAGCCAAAACGUCUCAUGUAUUUCAUGCAGGUCUGUGGUUCUGUUUUGCAGGGCCACUUAAAACAUUAGAGAAAGCCAAACACCAUUGUGUAUGUACAUUAAGCAUAUAGAGAUCAUGGUGGCGAAGUAUAUCUUUUAGGUUACGUGCUAAUAAGAACUGAUGAUUGUCCCAACGUUUAUGCUUUAUAUAGAUGAAGGCCUAUAUGUGGAUCUAGUCACAUUUGGUGGGUUAUGUGCUGUUGUGUUGCCAUAGUGUGUGUCUGUGUUCGGUUAGAUAAUGUGCAAGUCCAAAAAUAGCCUGAUCUUACGUAAACGCCAUUAUAAUCUUACUGUGAAUGUAAACUUGUAGCGCCAAUGCCUGAGAUGUUACUGUUUCUUACGUUACUAAAGGUGUUUAGGGGUUUGUUUUUAUUUAUGAAAUCUAGAGUUCUCAUCCAAAUUAUGAUCAGAAUUAUUUCUCUCUGUUGCUCUGUCUGCACUGAAAUACUUGUAGUGGGACCAUUUGAUGAUCUGUCUGCCUCUGCUUGUUGUUCAUAGACAACUGAAAAAUGUAAAUGAACAACUAGAAUGUCAUAUUUUAUAAUGUUUUCAAUAAAAGAAGUGGAGACUGUU
This is a messenger RNA of Myxocyprinus asiaticus (Chinese sucker), 3531 nucleotides long. Its product is annotated as phosphatidylserine synthase 2. Gene Ontology annotation, molecular function: L-serine-phosphatidylethanolamine phosphatidyltransferase activity. The transcript is spliced from 12 exons. The record is from RefSeq and is a predicted model, not a curated record. Gene Ontology annotation, biological process: phosphatidylserine biosynthetic process. NCBI's taxonomy places the organism in Eukaryota, Metazoa, Chordata, Actinopteri, Cypriniformes, Catostomidae. The coding region runs from base 795 to 2180 and encodes 461 amino acids.